GGUGGGAAAUGGGCGAGGCUGCAUAAACAGUGCGAUCCAUGUGGGAAAUUGGUGAGGCUACAGCUGCUUUAAAUAUAUACAUAACGACUUCUCUCCCUAGCAAAAUGAAGAAGCAAUCUCUCUUUCUGGUUUUGCAUGGUAAUGGAUCUCAAUAUGAGUGUACUUUCUGCAAUAGGCAUUGCAAUCUUAUUGUUUGCUGUGUCGCUGUCCCUUCUGUUGGGAUGGGCGAGGAAAAACAAUGGCAGAUUGUCUUUGCCAGGACCAUUUGCGCUGCCCAUCAUAGGAAACCUCCAUCAGUUGGGAGCUCUUCCUCACCGCAGUCUGCAGCGGCUGGCUGAGAAACAUGGGCCGAUAAUGAUGGUCAAGUUUGGUUCUGUUCCCGUGGUGGUUGCAUCUUCUUCUGAGGCGGCCAAGCAGUUUCUGAAAACCCACGACUUGAAUUUCGCCAACAGGCCAUCUAUUGGAGCUGCCAAAUACUUGUUUUACAAUCACAAGGAUAUCGUGUUCGCUCCCUACGGGGAUUAUUGGCGAAACAUGAGAAAGAUAUGCAUAGUGGAGCUGCUGAGUGCUAAGCGAAUCGAGUCGUUCAAAGGCGUGAUGGAGGAAGAGGCGCUGGCGAUGGUCCGAUCGAUCUGGGAGAAGAGCGAGGAGGGCAGAGUAGGCGUGGAUGUGAGCGAGAGCGUUGCCCGCUACACCUCCGACUUUACAUGGCGGAUGUUGACGGGCAGGAUAAAUGCCGACCGCCACUCCGGCGGCACGGCGUUCGAGAAAAUGAUUAAGGAGGCUGCGGAGUUGGCAGGACUGGUUAAUAUUGGCGACCUCAUUCCUUGUUUGGAGUGGCUGGACUUGCAGGGGCUAAGGCGACGAAUGAAGAAUAUCCACCAUCGGUUGGACGCCGAUUUCGGCAAAAUAAUUGAUGAACAUGCGGAGCGCAAGGGGAGGCGCACUGCAGAGGAUUUGGUUGAUGUGCUCGCGGACAUGGAAAUCACAGUGGAAGAUAAGAAGGCUAUCCUCAUGGUAAUGUUCAUUGGUGGAAUAGAUACAUCGAUAACUCUAUUGGAAUGGACAAUGAGUGAAUUAUUGAGAAACCCAAGUGUGAUGAAGAAAUUACAAGAAGAAAUUAAUUGUAUAGUAAAACAAGAUGACAAAAUAACAAGUUCUCAUAUUUUAAGUAUGAAAUACUUGCAUUGUGUGGUAAAAGAGGCAUUAAGAUUAUAUCCACCAGUCCCCUUGCUCAUGCCCCAUGAAUCUAUAGAAUCUUGUAUUGUUGAAGGACCUGAUCAUGACUACUUGAUACCAGAAAAAUCAAGGCUUGUAGUUAAUGCUUGGGCUAUAGGAAGAGAUCCAAGAGUAUGGAAUGAUCCCUUAGAAUUUAGGCCUGAGAGAUUUAUGGAUAAAAUUUUUGAUAUAACCAAAGAUCCAGAAUUAAGCAUGAUUCCUUUUGGGACAGGAAGGAGAGGUUGCCCUGGUGCUUCCAUGGGAAUUACCACUGCCGAGGUUGCAUUAGGAUAUCUCCUUCAUUACUUUCACUGGAGAAGUGAAGAUGAGAUAGAUAUGAAUGAAUGUUUUGGAGCAGUCAUUCCUAGAAAAAAACAUCUAUUUGGUAUUCCAACUUGGAGGUUAAGUUUAAAUGCACUUUCAUCCAUCAAAAUAUAAUUACUAUAGAAAGUUGUUUAAUAUCUUUUCACUCAAACUAUGUAAACCAUCAAAUUUAUAAAUAAAUAUUCAUCUCUCUAUGAUAUGACU
Cryptomeria japonica (Japanese cedar) is the source of this 1746-nucleotide messenger RNA. Its product is annotated as cytochrome P450 750A1. The record is from RefSeq and is a predicted model, not a curated record. The transcript is spliced from 2 exons. Lineage: Eukaryota; Viridiplantae; Streptophyta; Pinopsida; Cupressales; Cupressaceae. Gene Ontology annotation, molecular function: heme binding; oxidoreductase activity, acting on paired donors, with incorporation or reduction of molecular oxygen; iron ion binding. Bases 136 to 1656 code for a protein of 506 amino acids.